AUGACUCGCUCCAUCUUAACCACCAGCAAUUCUACACAAUGUCCUUCCGACCCUUACCUAGACCCGCGCAACGACCCGUGUAAUCCCCUUGGCUAUAUCGCUAGCAUUCCGCCAACUGCCGUCGCCUUUAGUCUUGUGCUGCUGAUCGCUUUCGCCCAAACUUACCGAAUUAUCUAUAAUGGUGCGAGGUGGAUGUGGCCCAUGGUCGUCGGAGAAUACAGCACGUCACAAUCUCAUGCUUUUUAUGUCAUAGGCUUUGGGUUUCGCUUCGCUUUGCAUUAUAAUCCUGAUUCACUGGUGAUUUACAUCGUCGAAUACUUGUUGAUCGUUUUAUCUCCCUGUUUCUUCAUUGCCGCAAAUUACGUUCUCCUUGGUCGCCUUGCCAGGGACAUCGGCUGCACCUAUCAGGUCUUGCUUCCAGUGAGACGACUCACCCUCAUUUUCAUCUUGUCCGACGUGACUACCUUUGUCAUACAGGCGGCAGGAGCCUCAAUGACUACGUCCACCGUUCAUAAUUCUGCUUUGAUAGGACUUCAUGUCUUUUUGGCUGGCCUCGUUGUGCAACUGGCCUCAUUCCUUUUCUUUUGUGUCAUUUUCGCACGAUUGCUCUACAAGGUCCACGCUGAAGUGCAGGUCAUUUGGAUGCAAGACUCAAAGCAACACUGGAAUAGCGACUGGCGAACACUCGCCGCUGCCAUGGCGAUCAGUUGUGUCGGCAUUCUGAUUCGUUCAUGCUACCGUGUUGCGGAGGCCGCUCAGGGCUUUGAAGGCAGCCUCGCAUCAAGCGAGAUAGCAUUCUACCUAGGCGAUACACUUCCCCUUCUUGUAGCCAUCGGGAUCUAUGUUCCAUUCUGGCCCGGAAGGUUCAUUACAGCCAAGCUAGCGCCCUCCGCCAACGAAUCGCAAGAUGGUCAGGAGUUAGCAUUUUCUCGCAGUGAUUUAGGCUACAAUCAUGAAGUACGCACAGGGGUGCUUAGUGACUAGUGACUACAGUUAUUCUGCUUUUAUUUAUUACUCAGUCUACUUGUUAUAUUAGGAUAUUCAUAGCACACAAAUAGGUGCAAUAUAAGGACCUUUCAGCUCGGGUAGUGUUAGUUCACGUACGUUGUUU
This is a messenger RNA of Suillus discolor, 1111 nucleotides long. RefSeq names its product RTA1 like protein-domain-containing protein. Bases 1 to 984 code for a protein of 327 amino acids. The transcript is spliced from 8 exons. NCBI's taxonomy places the organism in Eukaryota, Fungi, Basidiomycota, Agaricomycetes, Boletales, Suillaceae. The record is from RefSeq and is a predicted model, not a curated record. Gene Ontology annotation, cellular component: fungal-type vacuole; plasma membrane.